Molecule: messenger RNA, 2539 nt
Organism: Ornithodoros turicata
Lineage: Eukaryota; Metazoa; Arthropoda; Arachnida; Ixodida; Argasidae
Product: E3 ubiquitin-protein ligase MARCHF4-like
Exons: 2
Coding region: 569-1216 (215 amino acids)
Molecular function (GO): zinc ion binding
Source: RefSeq, a predicted model, not a curated record
AAAUUAAACGCCCGACGUGUUUCGCUGUGGAGUCUUCUCGUUGUAUUUGGGUUACGUGUGAGCGGCACGGAGUGCAUCACGUUGCCUGAUGGACAAACCACCAUCGUAUGAUCGAGAGAGAGAAAAAAAAAGGCCGUCUUUCGUUGUUCGACAACUCGCCGGCUGGCGGCGUCACGCAUGCGUAUUCUUUUAUUUAUGUAUUGUUUUUGUCGCCUUGUGACCUCCGUACGACGUGAAAACAACAGCUGGCGUUUUUCAAUUUUGUACCUCCCGCGCUUGUGACGUUCUCGACGUGCUCGCUUCUUGGGGGAAGCUCAUUUUCCCGAUCAAAUUGCCCGCAAAGCGUUUUGUGAACUUGCGUUUGUGCUGUUGCCAAGCUCCGCGCCCUCUUUGCCGCUCUCCGAUUGGUCGACGCGGAUCCGUCGUCUGCCGUUCGUUGUUGUCAGGGCGUCGAUCUCGAAGCGGACACACAUGUUGUCGGUACGCAAGCUCAGCUGGCGGAGGCCAUGUAGUGGUGUGCGAUGCGGUGUAGCAUAGCGGGAUAUGCGCUGCGCGGACUUGCAUCGGCAUGAAUGGCGAGUCUAGCUUGCCGGAGGUUCAUAUCUGGGACGGUGCGACCGCAGAGGCAGAGGAACUCAUCGAAGUUGCAGACGAACUGCGUCCAGAAGAUGGGAGACCAAUUUGCAAGAUCUGCCACAUGGCUGCGAAGGAUGGGGACCCCCUCAUCUCACCCUGCAAGUGUUCGGGGACCAUGCAGUACAUUCACUGCGGAUGCUUGAUGAGAUGGCUCGAGAUCCUGAACAAGAAAUCCCGCAAGCCCCCCAGCUGCGAGCUGUGCCAGUACCAGUACCAGUGGCACAAGAAGUUCCGGGCCGGUGCCUGGCAGAUACCCCAGUGCUCACCGCGUGACAAAGUGCUCCACACCCUUUUCCUCGUCGCCGUUGCAGUGAUGGUCGCCUGCGCCACGGUCACCAUCGUCUGCUUCAAACAGGACGGCGGCUCGGCGGCUGCCAAGGCGCAGCGGAGCGAGCUGACCGACUCCGAGGUCAUCACGCUCGUCUGCGGGGUGCUCUUUUUCCUGGCCUUCUUCGUGGCCAUGUACGUCGAAGUGACUGCUCGGAACACUCUCUACCGUCUCCUGCUCAAAUUCAUUUAUCUCAAUCAGCAGUGGUACAUCGAUGAGUACGACGCGAAACGCGGGCCAGUCGCGGUGUAGACACCUGAGGUGCCUUCUGUCACGCAUCAUCUUAUACGCUCGUUUCAUUCGAUUAUACCGAUCAGCGGAGUAGAACUGUGGUGCCCCUCGUUUGAAUCGUUGCGGUACAACCAAUCGGCAUAAAAGGGCCGAAUCCCGCUCUUGCGGAGUCUCCGCGAGCGUCCGGAUCCCAAAAACGAUUCCAUACGUUAUCUCUCGUGUGUCGUGAAGAGCACACGUUUAAUGCGCAUGAUGGACUUGCAUUGAACGCUUAUCUGAACGGCUCCACGGUUUUCCCGGCGAUUUUAAUCCGAGUGCCAGCUAAAUUAAUCCAUGCCCCAUAAAGUUUGCACGGCACGUAGAUUACUUUAGCUGGCACUUGGAUUAAAAUCGCCGGGAAAACCUGUAGUGGUACGAGUGAGCUGAAAUAGCCUGUUCCGCACUUCCACAGUCUGUGUUGUUUUUUUUAAAUCCGAUCCAGCCGUACCACACUUGAGCAUCUAUACGGUGGCACAGUCCGCAACGUGCGGUAUCGGCAGAACUGCAGCGCUAUAAGGAGUACUUUUGCCGUGGUGGAAGGAACUUUAAGCUUCAGCGAUCACAAAUGCAGUUUCACAACUUGCACACUUCAAUUUUCCUGCCGCGCCGCUUUGAGCAGAAAAAGUUGCUUCCUACACAAGAUCGAUCUGAACCGAGUACUAUGCUACUUUUCGUACUCCAUGGCAGCUCCGCUGCCGUCACUUGACUUUAGAGCAUGCGAAGGCCGUAGGUUAACUGUCUUGUGAUACGGACUAUUAGCCGAUGCCGAAGCCAAUCUUACAUGCCUCUCAAUCUCUGCAGUACAUGUGCCAGAGGAUUACUCCCUCUUUUUUUUUUUUUUUUUUUAUAUAUUGUCGCCGGACAAUCCCGUAACUUGAGGGAGCAAUCAUCUUAUCAUUUCCCCCCCCCCCCCCCCCCCCCCGAGUCUUAAGUUUGGUUGUGUGAUACGUUAUUACAUUUCAUCUUUGCGCGUGCCAUUAUCACUUCUAAUUUAUUUCAGCUAUAUCCACGUGUAAACUAACAUGAGCCGUGUGUGUUUGCACAAAGUCCGUGGGUCGGCCGACGCGCGUUAUGUAACUGCGGAAAGGCCCCGUAUGUGUGUGUAUAUGUAUGUGUGCAAUGUUUAUAUAAUGAAUGUGCGAGAAACUGCACUUUUUUCGACUCGUGUACGAAGCCAUUUUUGUAUGAUCCCAUGUGCAAAGCUGAGCAGCAUAUUUCUCCUCCAUUAUCAUAUCUGUUGUACGAUGUGCACCUUCACACUAAUGCUGUACAGUACAUUUAGGACAAAUAUAAUUUUCUCAACUA